AUCUGGAAGUUGUCGCCAUCAUAUUUGGCUUACUGCUAAGCUAACCUUAAGUCAGUCAGUCGUGAUUGUCCGAGGAUAUAGAGUUAACGAUAGAUUGAACCUCCCUUUGUUUCCCCUGUCGGGUGUAUGUUAACUGUAGUCAUGUUAUUAAUCAGUGGACGUGUCUAGGUUAGGCGCUGUGGUAAAAUUGUGUAGUUUUAAUGACAUUAGCGGUGGCUAAUUUUGAGAGCGCACAUUAGCCGGAGUCUUGAGGAGCAGUCAAGGGCUGCUAAAGCUAGCUAGCUGGCGACCAAUUGACACAUCGAGAGAUAUUAAUAUAAGUGAAUAAAGCGCCGGCAGUGAACGUUGUUACAUGUUGUCAGUGUACAGUUAGUUAAACAAGGAGCUAGCAUCAUCGCAAAGCUAGCUCUGCUAACAAAGCUAACAAAACAACAAGCUGGGAUUGGUCUGCGCCGGAGGAAGUCUGCUAAACUGGAGCUGGCAUCGGUAUAUUUCCCGUCUUUAAAACCUGGCUGUUGGGCCUGACAACAACCAAGAAGAUGUCAGAGGGAGAUAACAAGCAGGCCUCCGACUCUGCAGCCCAGGAAGUGAAGACCGAGUCAGCUGCUCCCGCAGGUCAGACCGUGUCUCCCCCGGUGUCCAUGGUCUCCCAUCCUCCAGCCACUGCUGCCACCGAGGAUGAGGAAGAGGAGAGUGAGGAUGAGUCGGAGAUUUUAGAGGAAAGCCCCUGUGGACGCUGGCAGAAACGCAGAGAAGAGGUGAAUCAGCGUAACGUCCCUGGGAUCGACAAUGCUUACUUGGCCAUGGACACUGAGGAAGGAGUGGAGGUGGUGUGGAAUGAGGUCAUGUUCUCAGAAAGGAAGAUUUUCAAGCUACAGGAGGAAAAAGUCAAAGCAGUUUUUGACAAUUUGAUCCAGCUGGAGCAUCUGAACAUUGUGAAGUUUCACAAGUACUGGGCGGACGUCAAAGAGAACAGAGCGAGGGUCAUUUUCAUCACUGAGUACAUGUCCUCUGGAAGUCUCAAGCAGUUUUUGAAAAAGACGAAGAAAAACCACAAGACCAUGAAUGAAAAGGCCUGGAAGCGCUGGUGCACACAGAUACUGUCUGCCCUUAGCUACCUGCACUCCUGUGAACCUCCCAUCAUCCACGGCAACCUGACCUGUGACACCAUCUUCAUCCAGCACAACGGCCUCAUCAAGAUCGGCUCAGUUGCUCCAGACACCAUCAACAACCACGUGAAAACGUGUCGGGAAGAGCAGAAGAGCCUCCACUUCUUUGCUCCGGAGUAUGGAGCUGUUGCCAAUGUCACCACAGCCGUGGAUAUCUAUUCCUUUGGGAUGUGCGCCUUAGAGAUGGCUGUGUUGGAAAUCCAGAGUAACGGAGAUUCGUCUUAUGUGUCCCAAGAAGCCAUAAACAAUGCCAUUCAGAUGCUAGAGGACCCUUUGCAGCGGGAAUUUAUCCAGAAGUGUCUGGAGGUGGACCCCAGCAAGCGGCCCACCGCUAAGGAGCUGCUGUUUCACCAGGCCCUGUUCGAGGUGCCAUUACUGAAGCUGCUGGCUGCUCACUGCAUCGUCAGCCACCAACAUAUGAUUCCAGAAAAUGCUUUAGAAGAGAUGACAAAGAACAUGGACCCCAACCUGGUGAUUGUUGAAGUCAAAGAUGGAGUUCAGAUGAAGCUCUCUCAGUUCCCCGCUCUUGAGCUGGACAAGUUCCUGGAGGAUGUGAGGAAUGGGAUCUAUCCUCUGACGGCGUUUGGGGUACCGAGUCCUCAUCAGCCUCAGCAGGAGACGGUGAAGUCACCCAUCGUUCCCCCCUCUGUGAAAACCCCGACCCCUGAACCCGCUGAGCUGGAGACCAGGAAGGUCCUCCAGAUGCAGUGCAAUAUUGAGCCUGUUGACGAGGGCAACAAGCACCAUCUGACCUUGCUGUUGAAACUGGAGGAUAAACUGAACAGGCACCUGAGCUGUGAUUUGUUACCAAAUGAGAACGUGAACGACCUGUCGGGGGAGCUGGUUCAGCUCGGAUUCAUCAGCGAGGUGAGAGGUCUCCAUGACGACCCUCAGACUGAACACUUCUGCUAUAAUAACCCCAGCAGCCUCUGA
Molecule: messenger RNA, 2102 nt
Organism: Notothenia coriiceps (black rockcod)
Lineage: Eukaryota; Metazoa; Chordata; Actinopteri; Perciformes; Nototheniidae
Gene: nrbp1
Product: nuclear receptor binding protein 1
Exons: 17
Coding region: 540-2102 (520 amino acids)
Biological process (GO): protein phosphorylation
Molecular function (GO): ATP binding; protein kinase activity
Source: RefSeq, a predicted model, not a curated record